Messenger RNA from Penicillium diatomitis, 3501 nucleotides. Its product is annotated as putative nuclear pore complex subunit Nup85. Gene Ontology annotation, biological process: positive regulation of DNA-templated transcription; mRNA export from nucleus; protein import into nucleus. The record is from RefSeq and is a predicted model, not a curated record. Gene Ontology annotation, cellular component: nuclear pore outer ring. The transcript is spliced from 3 exons. The coding region runs from base 1 to 3501 and encodes 1166 amino acids. Gene Ontology annotation, molecular function: structural constituent of nuclear pore. NCBI's taxonomy places the organism in Eukaryota, Fungi, Ascomycota, Eurotiomycetes, Eurotiales, Aspergillaceae.
AUGAGCUUCAAAUUCAAUCAGAAUACCUUCCAACAUCCCUCAACCCCGGACAAGUCCAAAAACCAGAGUCUUUGGAGCAAUCUCUCGACAACCCCCGCUGGUCCUCCGCCGUCGGCCGCAAACCCAUUUCUACCACAUGGACAGGCACCGUCCGACGCGCUCGACACGUCGCAAUUGAAUCCGCACUCUCACCCAGAUUUCGGUCAAUCGAGCAAUUCCUUGUUCACCAAGUCCGGGGGCUUCAAGACAAAUGACAGCAUCUUCGGCUCAUCCAUUGGAUCUGAUUUCGCGCUGCCCAAAACAAGUCGGGCUCCUCCUGCGCGGCCACUUGCGCCUACACCAUCUCAAGGCCGAUUUGGUGGUACUUCCACAGGUCGUGGCGCGUUUGGCAGAUCAGUGACCUUCGAACAACAAGAUGACCUGAAUUCAUCUCAAAUGGAGGAGUACGAAGAGUACGAGGAUGAGGGCGAGGACAUGGAGCAAGGAGAUGAAACCUUGGAUGGGGAAUACGAGGAGGACAUGGAGGAAGAGCAUUCCGAAGAGGAACUUGAUCUCAACAGGAGAGAACCAUCGACCCGACUGAGCUUCCUUGACUCUAGUCACGGGAAUCCAUUUUCUGCGCCAGCGCCUGCGCCCGCGCCGGUCACCGGCCUUGGCCAGGCACGCAAGCCCAUCUAUUCCAACCCUACGGAGGCGAAACGCCCAAAGCUCAAUGAAGCGUGGGCCAAUCGAUCACCGUUGCGCAAGACCACAUUGUCACCGAAGAAGGCGUCGGCGAUGCCCUCCAUCAUCCAGAACAUGGCUUCUAGAACCCGUCUGGCCUCGGUUGACGAGCCCGGUGACAUGAUUUUUGGCACAGAAGAGACACUUUACCGCCUUUACGAUGUGGUCAACAAUGAGGAAAUGCAGCAUGUCGAUGUCGAUGCCAGUCUAGCCCACACUGUCAACAGGCUUGUCAGUUCAUGGGACAGCUGCGCUGACCGCAGUGGUAUCGCAAGACCCUACGGAUCCACGACGAGUAUUGGCCCAGGCGAGCAGGCUCCGCCACUUGUCAAAGCAAGUUUCUUGGCUUCGCUUCUGCUUGAGAUUCAUCAUCCAUCUCGUGGCUCUGCACCUAUCGCUAGCAACUCGAAUCCCCUUGCUCACAUGGCACCCAACGGCAUGGUGAAAGCGAUUCAACGUGCGAGCGUCGCGACCCCGCUUCCCCAGAUCUUGCUCGAUUGGCUAAAUGGCAAUCACGCAUCGCAUGCCAAGGAUUUGCAAGCACUGCGACACGUGGAGCCUAAUCCGACCGCUUCAUCGAAUUUCUGGGACAUUGUCAAUGCCGCGGUUCUGCGAGGCCGAUUUGUCGAGGCUGCUGAUAUCUUGCGCUCUGCGGAUUUCAACUAUGCCCGGUCCGCGCUUGAAGAUGGCUUGCCUCAGCCUGGCUACCGCGGCAUACAGCUUCAAAAUAUCCAGCGCUGUGUCAACAGAGCACUCGACAUACUGGACUCGUGCCCCGGCUUCCGAGAUGAUGAUUGGGACAUUACUGGAAAUGAUUGGAUUGAUUACCGCAAGAACGUGCUCUCCGCUGUUCACGAUCUGGAAGAAUUCGCCGAGGGUGAUGAGCGUGACCAGGCCGAGCUACCUUCGCAGAAUCAUCGAUUCCAAGCCAUCAAUUUCGGCAUGGGCGGCUUUGGUCAAGCUCCAUCACAAGCUCAGAAUGGAAUCAGCUUUACCCAGUCCGCUCGUAUGGCUGAGAGUCGUGUGCCCUGGACUAUCUAUCAAAGCCUGCGGUUGUUGUACCGAAUCAUACUCGGUGACGCCGCUGCCAUCAAAAAUACUGCGCAGGAUUGGGUUGAGGCAACUAUCUGUCUAACUGCGUGGUGGGACGGGGAAGACGAAGAGGACACGUUCCGCGCUAGUACUUCCAGCGUGGACUUCCAACGCUUCCGAGGAGCCCGGAGUCACAUGCGUGGUGUGGACCGCAAUCUUCGUGAUGCAUACCUGCGACGCUUGGAUUUGGCGUUCAGCAGUGCCACGAAUGAAAAUUCCGACGAUGCUAGUUUCCGGGUGAAUACUAUGAACAGCUUGGAGGUUGGGCUUGCCUCUGUGUUUGAAGGAAAUGUACAAGGUGUUCUUAGACUUCUUGAAACAUGGUCCCUUUGUAUCACGUCCGCCAUUACUGAGGUUGCUCAUAUUGGCGGAUGGCUCCAGGACGGCGGCUCUCAGAAGGUCUCUGGGUUGAAUGAGAAUGAUCUGAUGGUGUUGUCCUACGGGCAAGGAAGCGCUUCUCCCUCCCUUGGUCUCACCCGAGACGAAGCUCUGCGGGACUAUGCUCUGGGACUGUAUGAACGGGGCUUCGUCGAAAAUGAGUCUUUGAGGCGGGACGGCUGGGAGCUUGCUCUUGAGGUGCUCUCUCGGAUGCACGAUGCGGUGAUGAUGAAAAAGGCAGUCUCAGAAAUUGUUGAAAAAUUACCACUGGACAAUCUUGAACAGCUCGACAAGUUGGUCAUUCUUUGCUCAGACCUGGGCUUGGAAGAGCAAGGUCGAAAGAUUGCUGAGCGCUUUGGCGAUCAAACGACCGAUACCUCGGAAAAGUAUGGUCUCGCGCUUGUCAGCUAUGCCCGCGCGCACAACCGUCGUAAGGUUCGCGCCGUUGUUGAAUUGCUGAUCUCUUUCAGUCUGGUGCAGUCGCGGGCAUACCCUGCUGCGGCUGAUAUGGAUGAAGAGCUUCGAUCCUUGCUCCAGGACCCCAAGACAUGUCUUUCGACGAUUGCCUCGGUCAACGAGGAAGCAGCCCGCAUUCUUCAGUUCUAUCUCAGUGGUUAUGCGACUCUUCGUCGCUUCUACGAGAUCCGGGACGAGGCUUUGGGGCUCGAGGAAGGCCAGCAACCGCGAUUCAAACCGCUUGCUCGCCGUCGCGCUGCCGCCAAGGCCCUUGCCGCGGUCAUCAGCAGUGCCGCCGACAACAUCUAUGGCGGAUUGUUCGAUCCAGACCGUGACUCCGCCGUGCAGGUUGAUGGAUUAAUGGCGCUUUUGGGCGAGGCGUUAGUGUUUGUCAACCAGCCGUCUCUUGUUCUCUCCAUCUCGCAACAAUUUACCAUUUUGUCGGCCAUCGAAGAUCUCGAGACCGUUACUCCACGGGUGUAUGCUCAGUGCGAGGAGUGUUUCCAGUCUACUCUCCUGUCUGCCAAUACUGCCGGCACCACCGCUUCCCCGCCUUCGCCUCACUCCCUCCUCAAGAAGUCUGUUUCUGCACUCUCCGCGUCCACAUUCUCCAUCAUCGGCUCCGACAUUCUCGGAUCCGCUCGAACUCAGUCUGCCUCUGGCUCAGGGCACGAGUCACCUAUGAACUCCGGCGUGCUGGUUCCACAACCCGGCGACAAGGGAGCCGAUUCGGUCCGAGGCUGGGACUGGCGAGUUGGUCUACCUGAGGGUACUCGUGGAGAGGACGUGCUCCGGAUGCUGCGUCUGGGCUUAGCGCGUGGGUUGAGCACCGGCGCUUUGGGCUCUGUGUGA